Prorocentrum cordatum is the source of this 3289-nucleotide messenger RNA. The record is from the annotation of a GenBank genome assembly. NCBI's taxonomy places the organism in Eukaryota, Dinophyceae, Prorocentrales, Prorocentraceae.
CGCCACUCAGCGCAAGGCCCUCAAUAAUCUUCUCUAUGAGGUCAGAGUCUUUCGUGAGCAGUGCGCUGGCCUGAUCCCUGACAUCGACUGGGACACCGACCUUUGUUCCGCCGCCACUUCCUACGACGGCGAGGAGGUGUUCCCUGCCGAGCCCCUUUACCGUGAUCGUUUACUCGAAGCCCUGCCUCCUCGAGAGGCGCGCGCUGCCGCGAGGGCCGUCGAUGUGACAGAGGGCUGGAUCAGAGCUGCCCUCUCCGAUCCAGGUCUGAUCCUGAAGGGCGAGUCGGAGCUUGGCAGCCUGCCCCCCACUCCGAAGGUCUGGGCCUCGAACGAGGAAUGGGAGCUUAUCGCUGGCGACCUACUCGAGAGGGGGAUUCUCAAGACGAUUGAGUACGAGGACAUCGUGGAGGUUCAAGGGCGAAAGGUGAUGGGGGGCAUGUUCGGCGUGAAGAAGGGCUCCCACUUGAAGGGCGAGGGGCCGCAGCGGCUGGUGAUGAACACCAUCCCCUCCAACUUCAUCCAGAAUACUAUCGAGGGCGACAUGCCGAUGCUGCCCCACAGCGACAAGUGGAAGAGCGUGAUCCUCAGGUCUGGAGAGGUGAUGCUCUGGAGCGCGGAGGAUCUGAAGUGCUGCUUCUACGUGUACAGCCUCGGCGAUGUGUGGCUGAAAUACAUGGCCAUCUCAAAGCCCGUGAGGAGGUGCGUCGCUGGGCAUUCAGGCAAGGGCAUGAUAUACGCCGCCGUCGUGCCCAUGGGAUGGAUAUCGGCCACCGGGGUGAUUCAGCACAUUCAUCGUCGCCUUCUUCGAGCCCGACAUCCUGAGCUACGUCAGCUCUCGGCGUCGGAGGAGCUGCGCAAGGACGCUCCUAUUCCUCCUGCUCGCCGAGGUGGCUCUCACAACUCAGGAGUGGCUCCCGUCCGUGGCGAGGUCGGCCGCACUUAUGAUGACGACAAGCGGACGAUCUACAUCGGGCGCGGCUCCAGCUCACUGCAGCUAGCUCCAUCGAAGUGGGGCAACCCGUUCCGCAUUCGGGAUGGUCUGGACAGGAGGCGGGUCAUCGAGCUAUUCGCAGAGCACCUGGAGAAGUCGCCCGACCUUCUGGCCGACUUAUCCUCUCUGAGUGGUGCUCGGCUGCUUUGCCACUGCAAGGAGCACCAGGCCUGCCACGGCGAUGUUCUGAUCGCGAAGUGGUUGGAGCGCUUCAACACGCCAGCCCUCUGGAGGGCCUGGCAGGUGUACAUCGACAACUUGGAUGUGCUGGAGAUCACCGACUGGUGGCACGCCAAGUCCCUGCAGGAGGAGGGGAUCAGCGAGGCGGCCGACCUGGCCCGUCGGAGGCAUGAGCACUUCAACGUGCCAAGAAGCGAGAACAAGGCCGUCAUCCGCGAGACCGCGACGCAGUCCCUCGGGGAGGCGAUCGAUGGGGAUCGCGGCACCAUCGGGCCGCCCGCAGAUGUCGUGCGACGGCUGAUCUCCCACACCCUGGCGACUCUGCAAAGGCCCACAGUGACUCAGAAGUGGAUGCAGAUCCUGGCGGGCCGAUGGGUUCGGUGCCUCCUGUUCAGGCGCGAGGCGAUGAUGUGCUUCACUCACUUGUGGCGAUUAUUGGUGAAGUUGCGUGGUGAUGCGAAGGUGCCGCGUAAGGUACGCGAGGAGCUGGUGUCGGCCUUGACGUUGCUCCCGUUACUUCGCUGUGACCUGCGCGUGCCGAUCAGCGGGCUGGUGACGGUCUCGGAUGCCAGCAUGCAGCGUGGAGCCGUGUGUCGAGCUGUUCGCAUUCGGCCUGAUGGAGUGGCCGCUGCGAGAGCGGCCAGCCGAAGGCUGGUGACUGACUUCCGCGACGAGGUGGUGCUCCUGUCCUUGUUCGACGGCAUUGGUGGGGCUCGCCGCGCCCUGGACCUGUUGGGGCUCACUCCCGCGCUGUUCGUGUCCGCCGAGAUCGACGCCGAGGCGAAGCGAGUGACCAAGUAUGCGUGGCCGGACGUGCUGGCGGUGGCCAUCCAUGAACGAGUUCCGCAUGUGAAAUGGAUACUAGUGGUGGCCGGUAGCCCUUGCAGCGACCUGGCCCGCAUCAACGUUGAGCGUGCUGGCCUUCAAGGGAGACGCUCACGUCUGUUCUACGAGAUAAACCGCAUUGUGUCUCUUCUGCGCGAGGCGCUGGGUGAUUUCUGCACGGUGCUAUCCCUGGUUGAGAACGUGGCCUCAAUGGAUUCGGAACCGCGACAGUUGAUGUCACAUUCCCUGGGAUGCGAACCUGUGUGCAUCUCAGCGGGUGAUGUCACGCACUGCCAGCGUGACCGCUUGUAUUGGAUCAAGGAGGAGCUGUUGACGCCGUGGCAGGGCGACUCGUUUGUCAUGGACUCGGUGAAGCACGUCGUGAUCUCGGACGGUCCCGGUCCAGUUAAACGCUGGCUGGCCGCUGGGCUUCAGUGGCAGGGUGACGUCCAGGAGGACUUCCGCCUGCCCACCUUCCUGCGCUGUGUUCCUCGUCGUGCUCCAGGUCAAUUCCCGCCAGGUCUCGACAAGUGUGCAGGUCACGAAGUCGAGCGUUGGCGCAGGUUCAACUGCUGCUACGCGCCCUAUCAGUUCCAGGACAUCAACUGCAUCGAGGAGCCUGACGGCAGCCGAAGUGAGGAUGCCGCGCUGGACCCCAGCAUCAUCAUCGUGGAAGAGCUGGCCCGCCGUGCCGAGGCCAGAGGCAGCGACAUCAGGCUUGACACGUUCGAGGCGAUGCGGCCUGAUCUGUGGCCCAGGCGACCAGUCAGUGUGGCGCGCUGGUCGUGGAAGGCCACCGCCAUCUGGGACUGGAAGCACCCGUCCCACAUCGCGGACCUUGAGGUCGAGUUCAACACAGAGUCAGAGCAGCGCAGGAUCAGGCUACGCGUCGUCAGCUUCGGGCCGCGGUGGGUCGCCUAUCACGCAAUCUGGUGCAGCCACGGUGCCGACCACAUUGAUCAACUGGAUCUGCUGGUGGCCGACUGGAUCGAGUGGCUCUGGACUGAAGGGCAUCUUCAGGGCUUGGCAGGGAACAUUCUGUCAGCCGUCCAGUCCUUUUUGCGCAAGAAGCGCAUCCUGCCAGCGUCGUGGAGGCUGCUUCGUGCUUGGCAGAGACUAGAGCUGCCGCAGCGAGUGCUUCCGAUGCCUGACAUUGUGUUGACGGCGCUGGCUGCCACCGCGCGUGGCUGGGGCCGCAACGACGUCGCGGCGCUGCUGGUCCUCGGCUUCGCGGCCUUCCUGAGGACCACCGAGAUGCUGACCUUGCGGCGCUGGCAGGUCGCCAUCGACGAG